This is a messenger RNA of Malus domestica (apple), 2515 nucleotides long. RefSeq names its product wall-associated receptor kinase 2-like. Gene Ontology annotation, cellular component: plasma membrane. Gene Ontology annotation, biological process: protein phosphorylation; cell surface receptor signaling pathway. Lineage: Eukaryota; Viridiplantae; Streptophyta; Magnoliopsida; Rosales; Rosaceae. Gene Ontology annotation, molecular function: polysaccharide binding; protein serine/threonine kinase activity; ATP binding. The record is from RefSeq and is a predicted model, not a curated record.
AUGAUGACAGCGCGGGUACUUUCGGCAUUCUGUAUAUAUUGUGCUUUCUAACAAAUGAGCUAAUCAAAGACUUGCACCUAGCCUACUUGAUGACCGAUCAGCCAUGUCGAACCACGAACAACUUCUGCUAUUUCUGGUCAUCAUCAUCUUCUACUUGACACCAAAAACAGCAUUCGGGCAACCAAAGUCAGGCUGCCCCGGCACCUGCGGCUCUCAGAGCAUCCCAUAUCCAUUCGGCACAAGUCCAGGCUGUUACCUCGACGAGUCGUUUCUCAUUUCCUGCAACAACACGUCAAACGGUCAGAAAGCAUUAUUUUUCCCAAAAAGCAACGUAACCAUCCUCGGCAUAUCGCUCGUUGAUCACGAAAUACGAGUCUCCAGCUCCAUAUCCUACGAUUGCUACGAAUACGACAACUCAGGCCAUCUCAGCAGCAGCAGCAACAGAGUCUCUUCCAUGCUCACGUUCUCCAAGUUCCCUAUUUCAAGUAGCCGCAAUAGGUUCACGGCUGUCGGCUGUGACACUGUCGGGGUUAUCGUAAGCUCGAAAGGGCGAAGCUACACGACCGGAUGCGUAUCCCUUUGUACAAAGUUUGAGGAUGUGGAGAACGGGACAUGCUCCGGCAUUGGUUGUUGCCAAAUACCUAUACCGGAAGAUGUGAUAGAUUAUGCCACGGCAACUGCGAGCUUGAGAAACCAUUCGGACGUCAGAGGCUUCAAUCCGUGCGGCUACGCUUUUGUUGUGGAAGAAGACGCCUUCAACUUUUCCUCCUUGGAUCUUGGAAACUUUCAGAAUAGGGAGAGUGUCCCGGUGGUGGUUGAUUGGGCUGUUGGGAACCAAACAUGCCAACAAGCUAAAACCAGUGCUACUUAUGCAUGUCUGGCAAACAACAGUGAGUGUUACGAAUCAAACAACGGGGGUGGCUACAUCUGCAAAUGCAAUAAGGGUUAUCAAGGAAAUCCAUACCUUCUUGAUGGAUGUCAAGAUAUAAACGAGUGCGAGGUUUCAAACCCGUGCAGCAGCACAGCAACAUGCAACAAUAUCCUUGGAAGCGUGAAUUGCUUGUGUCCCAAGGGACACGACGGGGACGGAAUGAGAAACGGAGAAGGCUGCAGCCCAAUUGAUAAACGUAGUACUCAAUCUCUCAAACUUGCUAUUGCCUUAGGCAUCUGUAUAGGCAUGUUGGCAUUGCUCGUUGGAGGUUUUUGGAUUUAUUGGGGAACCAAAAGAAGAAAAUACAUUCAACUUCGAGAGAAAUUUUUCCAACAAAAUGGUGGCAUAUUGCUGCAGCAGCAACUCUCUUGUCACAAAGGAUCUGUCGAGACAGCCAAAAUUUUCACUGCAGAGGAACUGAAAAAUGCGACUAAUAAUUACGAUGAAAGUAGGGUUCUUGGCCAAGGAGGCUACGGGACAGUGUACAGGGGAUUGCUAUCAGAUAACAAAGUUAUUGCCAUUAAGAAAUCCAAAAUUUGCGACCAAAGCCAAAUCGAACAAUUCAUAAACGAGGUAAUCGUGCUUUCACAAGUAAAUCAUCGUAAUGUGGUCAAGCUAUUGGGGUGUUGUUUGGAGACCGAAGUACCCUUACUAGUUUACGAGUUCAUCACAAAUGGUACUCUUUCCGAUCAUAUUCAUGAUAAUGGCCAAAACUAUUCGUUGCUUCCUUGGGAAAUGCGCCUUAAAAUUGCAGCAGAAACAGCUGGGGCACUUGCAUACUUGCACUCUGCAACUUCUAUGCCUAUCAUACAUAGAGAUGUGAAGACUACCAAUAUUCUAUUGGAUGAUAAUUAUAUAGCAAAAGUUGCUGAUUUUGGAGCUUCAAGGCUUAUUCCUAUCGAUCAAACUCAGCUAACCACUCUAGUACAAGGAACACUCGGAUACUUAGACCCUGAAUACUUCCACAGCAGUCAGCUGACAGAAAAAAGUGACGUCUAUAGUUUCGGAGUUGUUCUAGCGGAGCUGCUAACGGGUAAAAAGGCACUUUCUUUUGAUAGGCCAGAGAGCGAGAGAAACCUAGCAAUGUACUUUGUUUCUUCGAUGAAAGAGGAUCGCUUAAUCGAAAUUCUUGAUGAUCAUGUGAAUGUCGAUGAGGAAAUAAUUAUCAAGCAAAUACGGGAAGUAGCUAUUCUUACAAAGAGGUGUUUGAAGGUAAAAGGAGACGACAGGCCUACUAUGAAGGAAGUCACGGCGGAGCUAGACGGACUGAUCAGUUUGGGGAAGCAUCCGUGGGGAAGAGAUGGGUUUGGAUUCGAAGAGACUGAGUACUUGCUCAACCCUAAUUCUGAGCGUUACAACGGAGACGGGGAUGAACCUGGUGGAAAUUGCAGUACUAGUAAUACUAGUUAUGCAGGGUUUGAUAGCAUGAAAAACCAUAUAAUAAUGCCACAUGAUGAUGGGCGAUAGAUUCUUCUGUCUUUUAGCUAGUGGAUGUUAAUUAGACAUGUGUACUAUAUUAGGAUUAAUGUUAAUAUUUGUUGAUGGUUAUUGUUUGAAGUUGAAUGAUUAUGUUGGAUUCUUUUU